Eruca vesicaria subsp. sativa (arugula) is the source of this 2017-nucleotide messenger RNA. The record is from the annotation of a GenBank genome assembly. Lineage: Eukaryota; Viridiplantae; Streptophyta; Magnoliopsida; Brassicales; Brassicaceae.
CAAAAAUCUGAAAUUUCAGAGCGGUGGAGUUCAAAGUAAGAUCUACAAACCCUGUGAGUAAACAAGAAAGUCUUCACUGAUUUUGGUUAUUAGUUAGACUGUGUGUACGGCUUUAAGUGUCAUCUUCAGGUCUCUCUCUCUGUAAGUGACAUCUAGAGAAGAAGGAGCGGCCGACAAGUGAAAUGGUUCAGGAUGCGUUGAGAACCUCCGCAAGUGGUGGAGGACUUUCAACAACGGCUGUAUCUAAUGGUGGAGGGAGAGGCCGUGUCUUGUUGCGCGGUUGGCAGGUUCAAAAUACCUCACUCAACAUCAAAAUCAUGAUUCUCUGCGGCUUCGUCACCAUUCUCAUCUUACUUGGCACAGUCAGUGUUGGUAACCUUGGAAACUCCAACCCUGACGCAGUCAAUCAAGAUCUCAUCAUGGAAACUAACCAAAAUCUCAUUAAGGAAACUGAUACAGGAAAUGCAAAUAGUUUCUCUGUAUCAGAAACAGAGCCGAAUCUUGCCGAGAGCCCAUCUGAUUCUGCUCCAACUGACUUGGAGAAGCAGCCGAAAGCUGAGUUUAAUCCUCCAACUGACUUGGUGGAGCCGCCUAAAGCUGAGGUUAGUCCUCCAACUUCCUUGGAGGAGCCACAAAAAGCUGAGGCUAACCCUCCAACUGCCUUGGAGGAGCCACAAAAAGCUGAGGCUAACCCUCCAACUGCCUUGGAGGAGCCACAAAAAGCUGAGGUUAAUCCCAACGUGACGUACACUCUAGGUCCCAAGAUCACCAACUGGGACAGUCAACGCAAGGUAUGGCUUACUCAAAACCCUGAGUUUCCUAGUAUAGUCAACGGCAGAGCUAGAAUCUUGCUUCUCACCGGGUCUUCUCCAGGACCCUGUGAUAAACCCAUUGGAGACUAUUAUCUACUGAAAUCAGUCAAGAACAAGAUUGAUUACUGUAGGCUUCACGGGAUAGAGAUUAUGUACAACAUGGCGCAUCUAGAUGAGGAACUCUCAGGGUAUUGGACUAAACUGCCUAUGAUUAGGAGAUUAAUGCUGUCUCAUCCAGAAGUGGAAUGGAUUUGGUGGAUGGAUAGUGAUGCUUUGUUCACUGAUAUACUCUUUGAGAUCCCCUUGUCACGUUACGAGAAGCAUAAUCUUGUGAUACAUGGUUAUCCAGACUUGUUGUUCAACCAAAAGUCAUGGGUUGCGUUGAACACUGGUGUUUUUCUGUUGAGGAAUUGUCAGUGGUCGUUGGAUUUGUUAGAUGCUUGGGCUCCAAUGGGCCCAAAAGGGCCGGUUCGUGACGAAGCUGGGAAGGUACUGACUGCUUAUCUGAAAGGUAGGCCAGCUUUUGAGGCGGAUGAUCAAUCAGCGUUGAUAUAUCUUCUCCUUACGCAGAAGGAUAAGUGGAUGGAUAAAGUUUACGUUGAGAAUCAAUACUAUUUGCAUGGGUUUUGGGAAGGUUUGGUUGAUAAGUAUGAAGAGAUGAUGGAGAAGUAUCACCCGGGGUUAGGUGAUGAGAGAUGGCCUUUUGUGACGCAUUUCGUGGGGUGCAAACCGUGUGGUAGGUAUGCUGAUUACGCGGAGGAGAGGUGCUUUAAGAGCAUGGAGAGGGCUUUUAAUUUUGCUGAUGACCAAGUGAUGAAGCUGUAUGGGUUUAGACACAGGGGACUGUUGAGUCCCAAGGUUAAGAGGAUCAGAAACGAGACUGUUUCUCCUUUGGAGUUUGUGGAUAUGUUUGAUAUCCGAAGAACGCAUGAGGAAACCAAACCAUAGAGCGAUAACCAAGAAGUCAAAUCAUACAUAGCUUGACGAGAUCCGAGUAUAAUGUUAUAGGUAACAAAUAUAUCAAAUGCAGAAAAAAAAUUUUCUUGCAUGUACUUGUUUUUUUGUGCUUUAUUGCAUGUUGUUUUUCAGCUCUGCUAAUUUCUUUUUCCAUAGAUAAAUUGUCAUUCUCAGUCAAUAUAUGGAGGAAUUUGAUACUGCAUUUCUGCUUGUUACUCCACUUUUAUUGCAAUAUUAUCUUCUUCCUU